AUGGGUUCCAGACGAUACGAUUCGAGAACAACGAUUUUCUCGCCCGAGGGCAGACUAUAUCAGGUAGAAUACGCCUUGGAGUCAAUAUCGCAUGCCGGUACUGCCAUCGGAGUCAUGGCUAAAGACGGAAUUGCAUUAGCAGCUGAAAGAAAGGUAACGAGUAAACUGCUGGAGCAAAGCACCUCCACAGAAAAGCUCUACAAAUUGAACGACAACAUCACCGUGGCAGUAGCAGGGUUGACAGCUGAUGCUGAAAUCUUGAUCAACACGGCCAGAGUACAUGCACAAAACUACCUAAAAACUUACAACGAGGAAAUCCCGGUGGAGAUCCUGGUGAGGCGUUUGAGCGACGUGAAGCAAGGUUACACUCAGCACGGUGGUCUAAGACCCUUCGGUGCAUCCUUCAUAUACGCAGGGUACGACGAUAGAUACGGCUACCAGCUGUACACGUCCAAUCCAUCGGGAAACUACUCGGGCUGGAAAGCCAUCAGUGUGGGUGCUAACACGUCUGCUGCCCAAACCCUGCUGCAGAUGGACUACAAAGAUGACAUCACCAUGGAGGCGGCAAUGGAGCUGGCCUUGAAGACGCUGUCAAAGACCACUGACUCCAGCACAUUGACUGCAGAGAGAGUAGAAUUUGCUACAAUAACCCGCACGGACGCUGGCAAGAUUGUUCAGAAGAUCUUCAGACCCCAAGAAAUUGAGACACUUCUAAACAAGACCGGCGCUACGAAAAAGGAAGAGGAAGAUUGA
This is a messenger RNA of Lachancea meyersii CBS 8951, 753 nucleotides long. Lineage: Eukaryota; Fungi; Ascomycota; Saccharomycetes; Saccharomycetales; Saccharomycetaceae. The record is from the annotation of a GenBank genome assembly.